CACACUACUGAGUUGUACUUCAAAUCGUUCACUUGGUGUCUAAGUAGUUGAUUAAGAAAGUUCUGAUUGUGUGACAACAUCUAACAUGAAAUACCUGUCCAUUUUGGUCCUCCUCGCGACCAUCAGCGCGAUGGCAUGGGCCAGAGCACAAUUUGACGGUCCUGUCCCACCUAGAAUAAACGUACCCGGUGCCAUACCCUUGCCCAUUAACCGGCCCUCCCAUACACCCUUCCGCAAUGACCGCGUUCACAACGGAGGCGGACCCGCUGUAAUCCGCGUAAGACGUCCUCUGGGUCCACAGGGGCGCCCCCUGUCUCUACCCAUUCAAUCUACUCAGCGGAGUAUCGAUGAUGCCAAACCCGUGACGGAGGAGCCAGAGGAAGAGCAGCCCUUCAUCCCUCACAUUGUAUCAACAUCUUCCCAACCUCCCCAGCAGCAGCACUAUUCCUUCUUCGAACCUAACGCUAUUGCCGAUGAUCUACCCCAAUUAGUGGCCCGAUUCCAACCCCAGGAACGCCCAGCCCCCGUCCAGCAACCACAGAGAUUCUUACAGCCUGAACCACCGCGUCCACAGCAACCCAAACCCACCCCAGUGCGCCCUAGGCCAGUCUUCAAAGAGGCCCGUCCCCUCUUUGACGACGAACCCACCAUAAGACGCACUCCAGAAGUUCGUUCACAUCCCCGCCCGCAUCACAACUACGAAGAUGGACGUGAGAAGAAACCCGUAGCUCAAAUCCUUCGCAAGUACCGCGAGGAGCACGAAGAUGGAACAAUUACAUGGGGCUUUGAGAAUGACGAUGGAUCUUUCAAGGAGGAAACCAUCGGAAUCGAUUGCAUCACUCAUGGUCGAUACGGAUACAUCGAUCCAGAUGGUGAGAAACGUGAGUACACCUACGAGACGGGAAUACAAUGUGAUCCCAACAAGAGGGAUGAAGAGAGCGAGGAAGAUGAUCUCGGUGGAUAUGUGGAUUAUCAAGAGAAUAAAGCCGUCUUGCCGAAUGGUGUGAAAAUUGACUUGGGUGGAAGGAACAAAUCAAAACGUCCAGGAGGUGGUGGAUCCCCAGCCAAUUUCUACAGAAACUGAGAGACUAUUCGAUAUCAGUCACAUUAGCUUCUAGGAAAUCACUAUGUUUAAUUUAUUCCGUAAGUCGAGUUACUCUCUCUUGACACAAAAAAAGACAUCCUGGAUUAUAUUGAAUUAAUAAGAAUAAAGAGACGGAGAAAACAUCAA
Molecule: messenger RNA, 1231 nt
Organism: Phlebotomus papatasi
Lineage: Eukaryota; Metazoa; Arthropoda; Insecta; Diptera; Psychodidae
Exons: 4
Coding region: 86-1084 (332 amino acids)
Cellular component (GO): chitin-based extracellular matrix
Molecular function (GO): structural constituent of chitin-based larval cuticle
Source: RefSeq, a predicted model, not a curated record